Molecule: messenger RNA, 3178 nt
Organism: Prorocentrum cordatum
Lineage: Eukaryota; Dinophyceae; Prorocentrales; Prorocentraceae
Source: the annotation of a GenBank genome assembly
AGCCCCGCGCGCGGCCGCCACGACGCGCGAACCGGGAGUCGCCUCGCCUCGCCUUCUGCCUCUGGCCUUCCCCCGCAGCCCUUUUUCGGCGGCAGGCUGAAGAGGUGGCGGCUGCGGCCCGGCCCGCUCCCGCCAUGGCUCUCGCCAUGCUGCUCGGGGAGCGCGGCGGAGCCCUCGGCGGCGGCGACGCUGGCGGCCCUGGCUUCGGCGACGGCGGAGGCCCGUUCGGCAGCAGGCCGGGGGCCCUCGGCCUCGGCGCCUCGCUGCGCUCGCUGGUGGGCGCCCCCGCGAAGCUGCCGCCGAUCCGGCCCGCCUGGGACCUGCGCGGCGCCGAUCGCCUCGAGGAGAGCCCCGCCGCCGCACCCCGGCGGCUCCUCGGCCAGCCGCUCCCGCUGGCCGGGGCUGGCGACGCGCUGCUCUCGGGCCCGCCGCUGCCGGCUGCCCGCCGGGAGGACUUCUUCGGAGCCCUCGACUUCGGCGGUCCCGGCGGCGCCGCGGCGAGCACGGCGCCGGGCCCCGCGGGGCAGGUCGCAGGUGACGGCGCCGCGGAGAGGGCCAGCAGCACGCCUGGCGCGUUCCGGCUCCAGGACAGCCCCACGCUGGACGGGCAGACCACCGCCGAGACUGCGAUCGCAGAGGCCAUGGAGGCCAGGCUGGAGGCCGCUGCGAUGGCGUCGGCCAUGCUGUCGUCCAGCUCGACCUUCGGGCUGCGAGACGGCGCCGCGCUGGCGCAGGCCGAGCAUGCUAUCGAAGGAUCGCGGUCGCACGCGGAUGGCCACAUCGUCGGCGCCGUGCCCUUGCCCGACCCAGUGGCGGAGCCUCCUGGCGAGGCUGCUUGGCUGCAUUCGGAGGGUCCAGCGGUCAGCGCCGCGCCACAGUCCGCCCUGUCAGUAGUGGACGAGGCCACCGAUGCGGCGGAGGCCGGCAUGCCGGAGCCGGUGGCCACAGUGGUGCCGCCGCAGGUGCGGGCCAGGACCGAGAUGCGGAAGCUGUUCAGCAGCAGCAGCAGCAGCCUGGAUGGCAGAGCCUCCCCGCAGGACCCAGCCUGGAUGCCAGAGCCCGUCGCCGCGGCGAGGGAACCCGUCGCGGGCCGUGCCUGGAUGCCAGAUCCCGUCACCGCGGCGAGCCUGGGGGAGCCCGUCGCGGUCCCUGCCGCCGCAGAACUUCUGCAUCCACGGCGCACUUCGUCCCUGUCCCCCGCAGCCGCCACACGUCUUCCGCACGCCGCCCUGUACACGCCGGGCACGCCGCCCCAAGCGGCACCCGCCUUCGCGGCGGCCACCGCUGUCGCAGCGCCGACAGCCAUCAUGCCGCUGGGCUCGACCGCGGUAGUGCCGGCAGGCUACCAGAUCACAGUGGCCCAGGACGGCGCACACGUUGCCCCCGCACGGAUAAUCGCCGCCAGCACGGCGUUGGAAGGUGCGUCAGCCGGAUGCAGGCUGGUCACGAGGGAAGAGAUGGCCCGCAAUGGCCACUGCGUGGAACACGGCGGGGCGGUGGCCAACAGCGAGCUGCUGAGAGACCGCGCCGAGCCGAGCGCGCCCGCACUGCGGCCUCCCGCUGGCCUCCCGCCUGCGCAACUCAUCCAGUCGCCCGCGGCGGGGCUGCAGCCUGUGGCUGGGACGCCGCCGCUGUGGCACCCGCGCGGCGACGCCGGGAUGCCGCCGCCAUGGCACCCGGGCGGAACGCCGGGCUGGGAUGCCGGCAUGCAUCUGCCCGCGCGCGGUGUGAUGGCGCCGCCCGGGAUGCUUGGGAUGCCUGGGAUGCCUGGGAUGCCGCCUGGGAUGCCUGGGAUGCCGCCUUGGAUGCCUGGGAUGCCGCCUGGGAUGCCCGGGAUGCCGCUGCCUGGGCCGCCCCCUGGCGGGCUGUUGCCUCCUCCGAUGCAGCAGCUGCCCCCGGGGGUCUCCAUGGUUCCCAUGCCGCAGCUGUCGGUGCCCCCUGGUGCAGCGCCGCCAUUCAUGCCGCCCGGCGUGGCCCCAGUGCCAGGCGUCAGCUUCGUGCCGCCUGGCGCAGGCAAGCCAUUCACGAUCCUGAGUGCGAUGCCACAGGGCAUGCCGCAUCCGUUGGCGGGAGCCGCCGGCCAGAUCCACGAGGAGCACAAAGAGGGCGCACACCCGGUGGAGGCCCCGUCGGGGAAGAGCCCCCCGGCUCCCGAGCCGCAGCCAGAGAUGCUUCCUACGUUCGGGCUGGCGCAGGCUCAUGCGCCAGGCGGCCCUCCUGCGGCAGGCCCCCCGGGCAGCAUGACGCGCCCUGGGGCGUUGCCAGAGCGGCACCCGCCGCCUUGGCAGGGCUGCUUCCCCACACUGGCGCCGGAAGCGGGAGUGCCAGCGCACGCAUGGCCGCCGCGCGCCCCCCUGCCGCCCCCCGAGGCGCCCGGAGGCGUCCUCGACGCCUCGGCCCACGGUGCGGCAGCGCAGCCCAGCUACAAGUACGGGCCCGACGGCGAGCCUCUGCCGGCCCCCAUGUCGAGCAUGGACCACGUGCUGGAUCACGCGGAGCAGCAGCUCGCGUCCAGGGCGUCGGCGCCGCCCCGAGGCGAGCCGCGGCCUGCGGCGGGGGCCCCGGGCGCCCCGGUGGUGUCGCAGUUCGCGCCCGCUGGCCAGGGCGCGCCGCAGGGGUCGGACGCCGCGGGCCCCGCUGGCGGCGUGGCGCCGCAGCAGCAGUCGCCCGCGCCCAGGGCGAAGCGGCAGGCGGACUACGGCUACGGCCCCGCCGUCCAGGCGGGCCCGGCGCCAGCGCCCCUGCUGCCGCUGGGGCCGCCGGGAGGCGUCGCGGCCGGAUCCGGCACCUCGCUGGGGUCGCCCGAGCCCCACGGGCGGGUGGACUCGCAGGAUCCGAGCAUCAUGUACGUCUGAGGCGGGCGGGCGCGCCCCCCGCCCGCGACGGGGCCCGGGCGUCCUGUGCUGUGGCCGUGGGGAUCUCAGGGUGUUGCACAAGGGCCGUUUCCCUGUCCCCCUGCCCCUCGUCUCUUCCCCCUCUUCGCAGCGGGCGGCGGCUCCCCGACGCAGCAGGAUAACGCACCAGGAGGUAGUAGCGCGCGACUCGCGCGCGUUUUGCCAACGGCUGUAUGCCAAUCGCCAGCACCAGGGCCCGAGGUAGCAAAAAAAGCACGCGCGGGCGCGUGCUCGUCCGCUUCGCAGCGUGGUGGCGAAAAUGUGGGCGGAAGGGCUUCCUCGCC